Messenger RNA from Salmo salar (Atlantic salmon), 638 nucleotides. RefSeq names its product N-acetylneuraminate-9-phosphate synthase-like. Gene Ontology annotation, molecular function: N-acylneuraminate-9-phosphate synthase activity. Gene Ontology annotation, biological process: carbohydrate biosynthetic process. The record is from RefSeq and is a predicted model, not a curated record. Lineage: Eukaryota; Metazoa; Chordata; Actinopteri; Salmoniformes; Salmonidae.
GCGAGAACCAACACCUGACUGUCUCAUUACUUCUGGCUCAGAGCAAGCGAACAUCUUAUCGCUACAAAAAGUUUAGGAAACCGCAUUUAUCACAUUUCCAAAAUGCCUCUGAAAUUCGAGCUUUGCCCUGGCAGGAUGAUUGGGGGUUCUAACCCCUGUUUCAUUAUUGCAGAAAUUGGACAGAACCACCAGGGAGAUAUCGAAAUUGCCAAGAAAAUGAUCAAGAUGGCCAAGGACUGUGGGGCAGACUGCGCCAAGUUUCAGAAGAGUGAACUUGAGUACAAGUUCAACAAAGGUGCUCUGGAGCGUCAGUACACCUCCAAACAUUCCUGGGGAAAGACAUACGGUGAGCACAAGCGCCACCUUGAGUUCAGUCAUGAACAAUAUAGAGAGCUCCAGAAAUAUGCAAAGGAGGUUGGAAUCUUCUUCACCGCUUCUGGAAUGGACGAGAUGGCUGUGGAGUUCCUGGAUGAGCUUGAUGUGCCCUUCUUCAAAGUUGCCUCGUGCGAUGCCAACAAUUUCCCCUAUCUGGAACUGACUGCAAAAAAAGGUCAGUGAUUUAAGUUAACACUGUGUUAUAUUCACUACCAUUCAAAAGUUUGGGGUCACUUAGAAAUGUCCUUGUUUUUUAAAGAAAA